AAAAAAAAUUCAGAAUACUCCUGAUAACAAGGGGAAUAUAGCGGAAUACUUUUUUGUAACUUUUUCCUAUUGUUGUGGUUGUUUUGCAAGGGAGAAGUUUUGAUACUAAAACGACCAGGGAUAACACUUUAACCGCUGUACCUCCGUAGUAGCUUGCAUCAUUUUUGCCAAGGCAAACUUUUUCCCAUGCCAGGCAUCCAGCCUCAUAUACGAAGGUCACAGCCUUGCCAAAUUCUACCCGUCAAUCUUUCUCCUCUCUUUUUCUUUGCUUCAUUAUCAUGGCCUUGAAGUUUGGCUCGGAGUUUCUAGGGUCCAUGCCUCCUAUUGAAACUACAUUACCACUCGAAGACACUGCCGAGAACUACGCAACGCUCACGAGACGUCGUGACACAUAUUCAUUUAUUGACCCCUAUCGCUUCAAGAAUACGCUGAGAGAGAAAGUGGUUUUGAUUACACAAGCGCACCGUGGAGUUGGUCGUUCUACUGCAGUCGCUUUCGCACAGGCAGGAGCUUCAGUGUGCUGCGUUGGUCCGAAUGCUGAGUCACUUGAGCCUCUACUACAUGAGAUCAAGGAAAAGUUCAACACUCCAACACUGGCUCUCACCGCCGACCUUCUCGCUCCAAAUGCACCAGUCCAAAUCGUGAAGCUGGUAGAGCAGUACCGCGGCCCAAUUGAUAUUCUCAUAAAUAUCACACCAGGUUCAUACAUGCGACCAUUCAACCAAGAAGCCGAUAUCACACAAGAUUGGUGGCCAUCAAUGGAAGGUGGACUGCGCGUACCAUUAGAACUGAUACACGCAGUCCUUCCAUCCAUGAUAGAACGUGGAAAAGGGACCAUUAUCAGCACCACUUCGAUUGGUGGCGUUGUUUCAGUCCCUUAUUUCUCAGCAGUCGGAACAGCAUCCGCUGCGCUUCUCAAGUUCCACCAUCACCUUCAUGCCGAGACAUCAAAGAAGGGUAUUGCAUCUUUUCCUGUCCAUCCAGGUAUGAUUCCAAGUCACAUGCACGAUCCAAGCAGCUCCUUCGUAGCGCAGCCUGAGCAUGUUGGGCAGGAGCCGGCAUUCCGAAACAAAAUUAUGGACAUGGCGAAGGAUAUGGAGUGGUGUUCUUCUGGACUGGCCAGCGGGACAUUCCUAGCACUCUGUGCAGAUCCAAGAGCGAAGAUUCUGAGUGGACUGUACGUUAACGCGGAGAGAGAUUUGGGGGAGGUUAUUGAGAAGAUGGAGUUCGACUGGGGUGAGAAAGUUAGAAAGGAUAGGCUCUAUCUUUUGAAAGUUGACGAGUAUUGAUAUGGCCAGCAAAUAAUCGAUAAAGGAUGGGUUGUUUCAUUGUGUUUAGCGGCAUGGGCUCCGGAUACCAAGAACAGGCUAGAGGAUACGGGAUACAGGAUACAGGACUAUAGAGUAUAUAAAUCACAUCCACUCCUCAAGCUUCAUAUUAUCGCUUCCUUCUCCUGAUAUGAAAGAUAUAACUCGGUAAGAGACUAAGGUGCGAGUUCAAUCAAAAUAAUGAGGUCACGUGUGCAUGUUUAUC
Molecule: messenger RNA, 1533 nt
Organism: Cadophora gregata
Lineage: Eukaryota; Fungi; Ascomycota; Leotiomycetes; Helotiales; Ploettnerulaceae
Exons: 2
Coding region: 279-1289 (336 amino acids)
Cellular component (GO): membrane
Source: RefSeq, a predicted model, not a curated record